Messenger RNA from Osmia lignaria (orchard mason bee), 1292 nucleotides. RefSeq lists its product as uncharacterized. The record is from RefSeq and is a predicted model, not a curated record. Lineage: Eukaryota; Metazoa; Arthropoda; Insecta; Hymenoptera; Megachilidae.
UUUCAAGCGAGCCGCGUCCACGAAAUUGCCGGCCAGCAAGAAAUUCGAGCCACCGCGCAGAUCUACCGCGCACGCGUCGACCGAUCCUCUUUUGACUUCGAACGGCGUCGUGCUCGUUCGUCCGAAUCAUACGCCGACACGUACGGACUCGAUUAACACGUUGUAUUUCGUGGUUCCUACACUCGUGACCGAUCGUGCAACCAUCCACGCGAUCCUAUACGGUGAAAAAAGGAAGAAUAAAAAGAAAGAUAAGCGUUUUCCUCCUCUCGAGUGAAUCCGCGGUGUCGAUGAAGAGGAUCACGUGAUCGCAACCGGUUCGAUGAUGCGACCGAUUGGCUGGACGCUAACGUGCGCGCUGCUCGCUACCACUUUUCCAAAAAGCGCAAUCCUACCGAGCGUCGAGUGUGUUGGUGUCCACACGAGCAACGAACAUGAAGAGUCCGAACGCGCGAAACUCGACGAACUGUCGCGACCGAUUUCCAAGGACGCCGCGCUGGAUCUUCGUGUGCAGCAGCUUCAAGAAUUCUUGCGCGGAAUCUUCGGCAACGAGAGCAACGUUCAAGAGGCAAGGACGAGCAGACAGGCGCGAACGUUCGGUCAUAAACGCAUCCAGUUCAUGCUGAUGCCGAUGAUGUAUAAAAUGGGAGCGAUGAUGACCAUGCUGACUGUGUUAACAGUGAUCUCCCUGAAGGGAUUGCUCAUUGGUGCCAUUUUACUGAUACUCAAACUGAGCACGUUAAUAGCCAAGUUUUCCUCUGGUUGGCAGCACCAUGCACCGACCUGGUCUGGUCAACCGAUCCACGUGCACGUUCACAACAGUCUACCUACGGCUCAUCAGCAAGCCUACAGUGGCUGGAUGCCGCACAGUGGUCCCGAAGACGAGGACCAUUAUUAUUACAAAGGAUAAUUGAGAAUAAUUGAUCCUUAACUGGGACAAGAAACGCCGAUAGAACGAUUUAUGAAUUUAGUUAGCAAAGAAUUUUCCUGCGUACCAAAGGAACUCUCGAAUUAGUAACGAGUACUUUAGAUUCGUUUUUAUUUAAUUCAGUGAUGCUUUACCGCUCGUAGAUCGUAAGUAGGCUUUAGAAAGACAAGACUGACGUCUGACACGUCAUUCCGAAUCCAAAUUGUAAAACCAAAAUUACAAAUGCUUGAGUUUAAGCGACCACCUCAUUUUUACCUCACGUUAGCAGUAACGAUUUAAUUUAUUUGUAAAGCAACCGCUUUCUACCUAUUUACAAGUUAGCAUGUAUCGUUUUAGAAUGUAUUUAUUAAACUUUUCAUCAAUUCUA